AUGCGUUCCUAAAGUGAUAUGAGAUGUGCCACUGUUCGUCAACAUCACCCAUUCGGUGGAACAUUCAGCAGAACAGACAACGCAGGAUUCUUCCCGAUGAUACUUGCACUCAUGAAGGCUCGAGGGCUCCCUUGGUCGUCAGUCGUGGUAUUCCUGGUAUCUUUGCCACAGUCCUUCUUGCUGGACAUGGAGACGUAUAUUCUUGACUACUCUUCCAGAAACCUUUCUGCUGUUCCUCCUGCUCUCCCACCAGCUAUUCAAUACCUAGACCUGUCUCGGAAUCGAAUUUGGACCCUGAAGAAACAUGACUUCCAGAGUGCACCCAAUCUCUGUUUUCUCAAUCUCUCCUGGAACAUCCUGGAAGAUAUACACCCAGACACGUUUAUUUCCACUUCUCUUCUGGCAUCACUGGACCUGUCCCACAACAACCUGAAAAUGCUGUCCCACCAACAAUAUCUGCUGCAAGCACAAAACCUACAGUACUUGGACCUGUCAUCCAACUUGUUUGCAGUUAUGGCACUCGGGGGUGAGUUUCUCAAACUCACAAAACUCAAGUGGCUUGGUUUGAGUGCCAGUUUUAUUCAGAAAAACAACUUGGCUAAUAUCUCUGACCUCCAUCUCCAAACUCUUUUCAUUCAGGCUCAAAAUAUGACGGGGUAUGAAAACGGAAGUCUCACGGGUGCGAAGGCAGACAAAAUUGUCGUCCUCAUGCCCAACAGCGUAUUUGAUCUCCCAAUAAUUGCUGACACUUUGGCAUUCUUUGAAGUCGUCGAGCUGAGGGGGCUGCACGAUCCAGAGGACUUCCUCAGAAUACUUGUGACACACCAAGUACACAUUCGAACGCUUAAUUUACAUUUGUCUUCCGUUUGGACUACCUGGAACGUAAUAACGUCCCUUACCAACACGGCUUUAACGUCAACUAUCCGCCAGUUGAGCGUGUCUGACCUUACCCUUCAUGAUAUGGCGGGACAGAAUAACAUGAGCCAAGGCUACUCUUUAGAUUCCUUCAGUAUUAGACGAGCAUUGGUGACUGUGUUCAUUUUUGAUCAGAAGAGUCUAUAUGACUUCAUCAUCAAUAUACCUACAAGAAAUCUAACGUUUGCCCAGACACCAAUAGUCCAUAUGACCUGCCCAAAGGCUGUUAGCAUGAUACAGAUGCUUGAUUUAUCAGACUGUGUCCUAACUGAAAAAGUCUUCAAAGGUCCCCUUGGGGAAUGUAACAAUUUGAUCAAUCUGAAGAUACUGGUCUUGAAGGGCAAUAACCUGAGACAGUUGAUGCCACUGACUUCCAGAGUUCAACUAAUGCGUUCUUUAACACACGUGGACUUUAGCCAGAAUUCGCUGACUUAUGAGGAAACUCAGGACAGAUGCACUUGGCCGCCUUAUAUCACCCACUUGAAUUUAUCUUUUAAUGAGUUUGACCAGACUGUAUUUAAGUGCUUGCCAAAUGCUCUAAUCAAGCUCAACCUUAAGAACAACCACAUCAGUGCAAUUCCAGCAAAUAUUUCUGCUCUGGAGUCUCUUAAAGUUCUAGAUCUUACAGCAAAUCGUCUGCUGGACCUCCCAGACUGUCUCGGUUAUCCAAAACUGCAGGAGCUUGUGCUAUGUGGGAACUUCCUCCACGCACCAACAAUAGACUCUCUCAACACUUGUUCACACCUAACUGUCGUGGAUAUCAGUAUGAAUCCCUAUAUCUGUACCUGCCCUUUGAGAGAAUUCACCAACCUUAUUGAUGACAAGGGUACACUAGGUGGCUCAAAUUCUUGGAAGAACCAAAGGAUUGCCAUGGCUCAUUGGCCACAUGGGUAUCACUGUAGUUACCCAGAGUACUGGAGAAAAGCAAUGCUUAAAAACUUCAGCCUGCCUCUGAUCACCUGCAAUGCUGGACUACUUGCAGCAACCAUUUUGGUCUCGGCCUUAAUUUUGGUCGUUGCUGUCGCAACUCUAUGCAAACGGCUAGAUCUUCCUUGGUACGUGGGCAUGAUUUGGAAAUGGACUCGUGCAAAGCACCGUGCCCGAAGUUCCCAGCAAAGACAGGAAGAUCUUCAAGGAGUACGCUUCCAUGCUUUUGUCUCCUAUAGCCAAAGAAAUGCCAACUGGGUCAUUGGCCAACUCUUACCCAAACUCGAAGGUGAGGACUCUGCGACCCAAAAUGGACUGAGAGUGUGUCACCAUGAGCGAGACUUCAUCCCGGGGAGGCCAAUCUUGGACAACAUCCUCAGUUGCAUAGAACAAAGUCGAUGCUGCGUCUUUGUGCUGUCAUCUCACUUUGUGCAGAGUGAAUGGUGUCACUACGAGCUAUACUUUGCGAGCCACCAAUGGAUAUCGCGAGGUAUAGACAACAUUAUCCUCAUUCUGCUAGAACCAUUGCCUACAUAUCUCAUACCCUCCAAGUAUUACCAGCUCAAGGCAAUGAUGGCCAGGCGCACUUACUUAGAGUGGCCCCAGAACAAAGCCAAACAGAGAAUGUUUUGGGUAAACCUGCGUGCAGCGUUGCAAGCAGAUCUACCAGAUUCUGUUGAGGGAGAAUAGGAAUGAGAGGACAAGCCAAUUAUCAAGAGGUAGAAGGUCGAAACAGAACAGCGCACCGCAACGACAAAACUUGACCCAACAGAAUUUAAAACAGUUGCAGAAUAAACACAGUAAAGAUCUGCGGUUUCUAUCGAUUCAGUUCAAAGCAGGUUAUUUAUUUAUUUCAAGUCUGAAAUUUAGUUAAAAAUUCAUGAAUUAUACAAUAAAGUAUGCAAGAAUAACAACUCAAAUACAAAAAAGUCAUGAUAAUACGAAAAACAUAGCAAAAGAAAAAAACCAAACAUUGUUCUGUGUCCGAAAUUAAAAGAUUUCUAAGUCAAUUCGAUAACCGAACAUAGAAAUUCCCAAGCAACGCAGCUUCCUGUCAAUAUAAUUACUUGAACAAAAACACGUUAAGAACACGGAGGGGUUCUUCAUCGGACAGGAUGCAACCAGUGCAACCAAUUAGCCAAACGUUUUGCAAAAUGCAAUUUCACGAGUUUUAACAGGAAAAUAUACCAGAUUCCUUUACCCCAUUAAAAGUAAGACUUUACUGUUUGAGGUCUCUUUACUUAUCCAAAAUAGGCAACUCUCAACCUCGACAAUUCCUACAAAAGUCAAAAGUAAACAGUAUCAAGUUGAAAAAUAAGGUUUUUGCACAAAUGUUGCAAAUUCAGUAAAAAUUCGAGCAGAGGGCAGCAGUCGAAAGAAAAAUCCUCCCUGAAACAAAUUAAAUACGUGUACAAGAUGCAUGGGAUCAUGGUUAGAUUUUGUUGUUGGCUCCGAAAAACAACUUUUGUCAUAUUAACGACAAAUCGAAUGUUGCCGUUGUGGGGACAGCGACUGCUGGACUCAGGAGUUCCAGAAUACAAUGCAGCUCCAUGGCUUAGUUUUGAAGAUUUGGAAACAGAUGUUUAAGCAGAGUGUAUCGACUAGGAGACCUGGACAAAUUAAAAGACUAAAGCGCUGCCGCACUGCUCUCGAUACGAAGAAAUGAGCAACUCAGAAUUUUAUUCCAAAAUAAAUCUUGAGUGGCGUUCAAGAUCAUGCUAAUCAGAAAGCUUAAUAUAGAGUUUAUUCAGGGUGGAUUUUUCCAUGAAGAAGUGUCCAAGCUCAGGGUAAAGACUGGAUGAGGAUGAUUUUCUCAUUAAUGCAGAAUCGAUGGAGCACGCCGAGUAGAUUUUCUCCGCAGCGAGACACCUGGCGCUCCAUGGCCAGCCGGAAAUCUUCUUUAACACCCUUUGUAAUGCCACGAGUCACAGUGUGAUGCCUGAAAAAACAGAAAUGAGACUGAGCGAGUGUGCAUUUUGCAGGUCACGAUUACAGACUUGCUUUGUGGGAAAACAGCCAGAAAUAAUAGGCUUUUACAACGGCAAACUGUUUUCAAACCUUGACUGAGAUCUGAUUUAUGAAACCACUCAAGUCACAUCACAACGUGAAACCACACUCGCACACGUCUGAUUUGUCCUCAGUUAUCAAAGCACACACAUCGACAGACAGAAGAUAUUUUGUGAUAGGCUCAACAACACAAGAGUAAAAUAUGCAGAUGCUGGGAAUCUUUGCACAGAAAAACACUGAUAAUAAUGCUGAAACAUCACAUUUGAUUCAUCCAAAUGUACGACGACGACGACAACAACAGAAAAUGAGACAAAACUGCAACAGAUGCCAUGGAUCAAAACGAAAACACUUGUGAAAUGAAAAUCCUGUG
Molecule: messenger RNA, 4219 nt
Organism: Neoarius graeffei (lesser salmon catfish)
Lineage: Eukaryota; Metazoa; Chordata; Actinopteri; Siluriformes; Ariidae
Gene: tlr1
Product: toll-like receptor 1
Exons: 2
Biological process (GO): inflammatory response; immune response; toll-like receptor signaling pathway
Cellular component (GO): membrane
Molecular function (GO): protein binding; transmembrane signaling receptor activity
Source: RefSeq, a predicted model, not a curated record